Messenger RNA from Haliotis rufescens (red abalone), 3328 nucleotides. RefSeq names its product cytochrome P450 26A1-like. Bases 522 to 2066 code for a protein of 514 amino acids. Gene Ontology annotation, molecular function: iron ion binding; heme binding; oxidoreductase activity, acting on paired donors, with incorporation or reduction of molecular oxygen. Gene Ontology annotation, biological process: sterol metabolic process. The record is from RefSeq and is a predicted model, not a curated record. Lineage: Eukaryota; Metazoa; Mollusca; Gastropoda; Lepetellida; Haliotidae. The transcript has 6 exons.
CACGCAAUUGUUUAACUAUAAUGAAAUCUCAUUUGAAUUAGCAAAGCUCACUCCAAGCCAAAUGUCCCCAUAAGGCCAAGCAAGCGCUGCUUUCGCUUGUCAAAUUACCAACGCUGGUUAAUCAUGGAAGCUCUCCACAAAUUCAAAUUAAUUGCGUCAGAUUUAAAUUUGACCUAAGGCUUGCCCUGACCAGGGCAUGGCAGACAGAUGGGACCCCUCCCUCGUCAAACCACGUGACAGGGAUGGGGUACCACGGGGGGUCGGGAACAACAUGUUUAGGCUGAACCCACCUCCUCCAAUGGAAAAGAACGAUGUUUGGAGGUAAAGGUCAGGGGUCGUAGUCUAAGAACAAAAGGGCAGCGAUGUUCACCGUUGCUUUCACCUGACCUUGGUGACCUCGGGGGCAGCGAUUACGUCGAUGCAAGGUCAGUAAUUGGUUUACGUGAGACUCGCCGGGCGAUAUAAGACCGGCUGCUCCUGUUUCUUGCAUUACUAGACACGAGCUUUUACAAGCAACAAGCAUGGCUGUUUACGAGUGCAAUGCGAGCUUCUCACAAGUUGCCUUUACUGUAGAGGAAAUUAAUUAUGGAGAAAUAAGCUUGUUGGAACCGAGUGAGAGAAGUGUGCUUGCUAUAAUGUCUGUGCUGAUGCCAUCGAUACUUCCCAUGAUCCUCCUGGUUACGUCCUGGCAAUUGUGGUACAUCUACAACGUGAACUGCCGAGACCAGACCUGCAAACUUCCGCUUCCACCAGGCAGUAUGGGACUUCCGGUCAUUGGGGAAACCCUCAAUCUUGUGUUAAUGGGCGCCAAGUUCUACAAACAGAGACUCAAGUCGUACGGGAACGUCUUCAAGACACACAUCCUGGGAAACCCCACCAUCCGGGUAGUCGGAGCCAAAAACAUCCGGAAAAUUCUACUAGGAGAGCACUCCCUGGUGACCGCCUACUGGCCCAAGAGCGUCCGCACUCUCAUGGGGGAGGGGACAGUUACCCACGCCAUGGGUGACACCCACCGCCACCGUCGCAAGGUCAUCCUAAAGGCCUUCAGUCACAAAGCGCUGUCGUCUUACGUCGGCGCCGUCCAAGACGUCACCCGCUCCUACAUCCAGAGGUGGUGUCAGCAGGGAUACGUCUUUGGGUACCCAGAAUGCAAGAGUAUGACAUUCAAGACCGCGUGUCGCGUGCUGGUGGGGUUCAAGGUCAGCGAGAAGGAGCACCAGCAACUCUUGGAAACAUUUGGGGAGUUCAUGGACAGCCUCUUUUCCCUUCCCUUCAAUGUUCCCGGAUCUGGCUUUAAUAAGGGUCUGAACGCUCGUCACAAACUGUUGUCUAAGAUUGAGGAGUGCCUUCAACAACGGAAGGAAGAAGGGAGCGGCUUCGACGCCCUGUCCCUCAUGAUGGGGAUCGACGGGGAGGAAAAACUAACGCUGGAGGAGCUGAAAGACGUCGGCCUUGAACUUCUGUUUGCUGGCCAUGCCACGUGCGCCAGUGCUGCGUCAUCCCUUCUUCUCCAUCUCGCCAAGAACAAACACGUUGUUGACCGGAUAACGGAGGAACUAAGAGAUCACGGUCUGGAUGAGGAUGACACGGAGUUGUCGCUGGAGAAAAUAGGUCAACUAAAAUACGUGUCCAAUGUGGUGAAAGAAGUUCUUCGACUAGCGCCACCUAUCGGGGGAGGAUUCAGAAAAGCACUCAAAACAUUUGAAAUUGAUGGCUACCAAAUACCUAAAGGAUGGACGGUCGCCUUCAGCAUCCGCGAAACACAGGAACUUACAGAAAUAUUCAGUGAAAGUGACAAAUUUAACCCCGACAGAUGGAAUUCAGUUUCCGAUGACCGCUUUCAUUACAUUCCUUUUGGGGGCGGAAGUCGAACAUGCGCUGGAAAGGAACUUGCGAAACUCAUGCUCAAAAUAUUUGCCAUUGAACUUGCAAGAAACUGUACGUGGCGACUUUUGAACGAGUCAUCAAAAAUGAAAUAUAUUCCUGUUCCGCAUCCGGUUGAUGGACUUCCUGUUCACUUUUCACAAAUUCCCAAAAACAAACGACCGCGUGCUUUCACGUGGUAAGGUGCACGUGAACGAGACACUAUUGAAUUCCAUUUUUGACUGGUUCUGUGAUUGCGGUUCGUCAUAGUGAUAGUUUAUGUCACUAACAGAAGGAACGGCAGCGGCAAACCUGUCUGGCUCAAAUGACAAACUUGAAAUUCCGUCCUUAUUUGCCUCUGAACAUCGGCUUCUUGCAAGGUUUAAGUGGCACAAGGAAUCGUUACCUUUCUUGUGGGGCCAAAGACCCGGGCUCGAUUCCCCACAUGGGUACAAUGUGUGAAGCCAAUUUCUGGUGUCCCCCGAUGUGAUAUUGCGGGUAUAAUGUUAACAGCGGCGUAAAACCAUAUUCACGCACUCUCAUUCACGCACUCUCCCUACCUGUCUUAUGUUAUCGGUAGAUUCGUUUGGGUUUUUUUUGCUCGUCGCUACAAGUCGGGUACACUUGCCUCAUUGCCAUGUCUACCCGUUCAAACAAUAUAAAAUAUAAAGAGUUGAUUCGGAUACAUAAAAAAGAAAUCUCCAGACAACCAGUUCUAUAAUAUCAGUUUGUAAUUUUGUAAGUUCAAGACUUCUGGUUAUCCAAAUGGUUCCAUAUCCUGUGGACAAACCGGCUGAAAGAACAUCUUUGAACAUGUACGGUGCCUGCUAAUCCAAUGGGUAAUCUUUCAGCAUACAAAUGAUUCAAAUCAAACAUUCCCAACAUGUUUUUGUUUCAGUUAUUUUUUUACUUCAUCGAUCUGAUAUCUGAAAGGAGCGCGUGUGACGUUUCAAUCCAAAAAUCAUGUCGCUGCUAUUAGUCAACCUUACUAUGACAUUCUAACUUCGCGGCAAACGUCGGGAGUGUGUGUCCCGAAAUGAAAUGUGUGUUCACGCAUACGCUCUUCAUCCUUUGAAUCUUGAUUAUGUUUAUUGAAUUUUUCAUCUCGAAAUGGCUUCAAUGUUUUAAAUAUAUCAUGUUUAUUUAUGUCAUAAAAUUAUGACAUCAGUCAUAUCAAAAUGUUUUUAGAUUUGAAAUAGAUCAUGUUUAUUUAUGUAAUAAAAUUAUGAAAUUACAUUCUCUUUGAUUGUUAUUUUGCGCGAUACAUUUAUAGGUAAAUACGGUUGACUUUGUUGCCGUAAUUUGCUAUGGGGAGCUGCGUCCCUCAGGCCAAUGAUCGUGGGUUCGAAUCCCGGUUCUUGUGGCUUUUGUUUUCGAUCUGCAAUCACUACAGAACAGAAAAAAAAUGACAUGGAAAGUGGUGUGACAUGGACUUUAACAGCGACUUAUAUAGCGACGUGCAUGC